Molecule: messenger RNA, 264 nt
Organism: Colletotrichum truncatum
Lineage: Eukaryota; Fungi; Ascomycota; Sordariomycetes; Glomerellales; Glomerellaceae
Source: RefSeq, a predicted model, not a curated record
AUGCAGAGAUGGGCUGGCAGUUGGUACGCCAAUCACAAAAUGAGCCAAUAUCACACUUGCCCACCCACCCAGGCUACACAGCACCCCAUGAAGUUGAAGACAUGGCAAAUGACCACGAGACAAAACGGGAAGAAAAUAUGCGGACAAGCAGACCAUGUAUCACUCUCGAUCAUAUUCCAUGGCGCUUUUAGACGCCCAGCUAUUGUGCGUUUAAGUGCUUGUCAAAACCUCGGAUGGUCUCUUGUUCUUCUGGUAUCUCGGUGA